Trichoderma atroviride IMI 206040 is the source of this 867-nucleotide messenger RNA. RefSeq lists its product as uncharacterized. The record is from RefSeq and is a predicted model, not a curated record. Lineage: Eukaryota; Fungi; Ascomycota; Sordariomycetes; Hypocreales; Hypocreaceae.
AUGAAAUAUCACGCCGCCACCAUUCUUGCUGCCGCUGCAGCAGCUCUGAUGACUACCGUCUCUGCAUCCGCCGCCGUUGUUUGCUCUGAAAGCGAGUUUGGCGUCUCUAACCAUUCAGAUGUCUGUCGGGUUGACAGCGUGACACCUCAGCCAGGAAACGACUUUACUCUUCCAUGUGUUGAAGUCAUCUUCAGAGACAACACAUGCCACUUUGAGGCCAAUGAGCCCAACUAUGCCAAGGCUCACGAAGAAUGUCACUGCAAGGGAACCACUUUCUCUGCCUGGAAUGAGUGCCAGAAGUGUCUCUUGGAGCAUGGCUUUCAUGGCGAGAACGAUGAGUACUGGAGCAAGAUCCUGGAUGCGGCAUCAAAAGCUUUGUGCACUGGGACUCCAACAGCCGCAGCUGUCUCAACCUUGUCUACACCGGUUGAAGCGGGCACUGUGAUUCCCACGCCCACCAGCAGCGAUGGCUCACCAGUCGAAACAUUCAUGGGCGUGAACCAAACCGCAAUCGCGUCACAAGGUCCUUGGGCCUUCAACCAAACCGCCGCUCCCGCUGCAGGGGCUGCAGAGCCUCAGAAGACUUGCAUUGAUGGCUUCGAUGUGCAACAAACCAACACCGCUGUACCUAUCGAUCCAUCGAUUACAAUCGAUCCAACCCUUCCUUUUCUGCCAACCAACUCAUUCACAUUGACCAACAGCUUGGAGCCAAUUGUUACAACCCUCGAGUGGCUACUUCCGGGGGAGAAUCCUGAGUCAGCUCCAUUCUCUGAUCAUGAAUCAUCUGGCGCCGUUUCCUCUUCUUCAUUCGGGAAGUCUGGGUUAGCCGUUGCGAUUGCUGGCGCUAUUGUCAUAGGUGUAUUGUAA